Messenger RNA from Cheilinus undulatus (humphead wrasse), 1039 nucleotides. RefSeq names its product eukaryotic elongation factor 2 lysine methyltransferase (gene eef2kmt). The transcript has 8 exons. NCBI's taxonomy places the organism in Eukaryota, Metazoa, Chordata, Actinopteri, Labriformes, Labridae. Bases 31 to 1005 code for a protein of 324 amino acids. The record is from RefSeq and is a predicted model, not a curated record.
AAAGGUGCAGUCAACAGUAGCACGCGGGAGAUGGAGGAUCCACGGCAGAGUUUAGAGAAUAAGUUGGGUGUUUUAGGAACCUUCCGGGUGUCUUUCUUCGCCAUGUGUCGGCUGGUUUCCUUCCCCUGGACUUUUAUAGAAAAAGACCUUGAAAGAAACCAAUCGUCAGACCUCGUUUUAGACAUCCUCAGACAGACUUGUCUUCACCCUCUGUGUCAGAAGUUUCCUCCGUCAGUCAGAUUCAGGAGGUUGUUCCUCUCAGAGCUCAUCAAACGGCAGGAGGCAGCAGGCUGCGAUCCUCUGGACGAGCUGUACGACGCUCUGGCUGAGGUGGUGGGAACGGAGGAGACCAGCGAGUGCUACAAGAGCUACUUACUGCCGAGCGGCGACGCUGUCAGUCUUCUAGAGAACGUAGCUCUGAUCUCAAAGGGAACCACCGGCCUGGUGACCUGGGAGGCGGCUCUCUAUCUGGCAGAGUGGGCUCUGGAUCACCAUCAGGCCUUCACUGGGAGGACGGUUCUGGAGCUGGGCAGCGGCGUGGGGUUGACUGGAAUCACCAUCUGCCGCUCCUGCAGCCCGAAAAGGUUUGUUUUUAGCGACUGUCACCACAGCGUGCUGGAGAAACUGAGGAACAACGUGGAGCUCAACGGUCUGACGGAGGAGGAGUCUGCUGUCAGCGUGGAGGAGCUGGACUGGACGGCGGCGACGGAGGAGACGAUAGAGCAGAUCGGGGCCGACACGGUCAUCGCUGCAGAUGUGGUCUAUGACCCCGACAUUGUUGAGGUUCUGGUGAAGCUGCUGUCAAAGAUCCUGAGGUGUUCAUCCCAUGCAGUCCACCCCCAGGUCCUCAUCUGCUCCACCAUCAGAAACCAGGAGACGUACAGCGGCUUCAAGCAGCAGCUCGAAUCUGCAGGAAUCAGCCACCGUGUUCUCACAGAAGCCGUCAGUCCCGUGUUUCCUUACAACAGAGACUCUAAGAUUGAACUGGUUGAACUGGUCACAUGACAGCGGGAGGAUAAUAAAACUUUAUUUACAAAUG